Molecule: messenger RNA, 3102 nt
Organism: Clarias gariepinus (North African catfish)
Lineage: Eukaryota; Metazoa; Chordata; Actinopteri; Siluriformes; Clariidae
Exons: 10
Coding region: 32-2545 (837 amino acids)
Biological process (GO): regulation of transcription by RNA polymerase II
Cellular component (GO): nucleus
Molecular function (GO): transcription cis-regulatory region binding
Source: RefSeq, a predicted model, not a curated record
GGGGUGGGGGGUGAGGGAAUGUUGGACUGCAAUGGAGCAGAAUGCCAUACAGUGGUUAGGCCCCCCGUGCUGCCUGCGAGGCUCCUUCGCCUUCUACAAGUCGGUGAGCUGCAAGCCCGAGUCCGGUGGCCCCGUUAAGGUCUGGAGACUUGGAGAGUUCUACUAUGUGCGCUGUGGCCCUCAGGAGCCCGUGUGUAUCGCUGAGAUCACCCUGCUAUGGGAGGAUCAGAGACAGCGUCACCCUCUGGCCAGCUGCAGACUUUAUUACCUACCAGAUGACACGCCUAAGGGCAGAACCAAGGAACACGGAGAGGAUGAAGUCAUCGGUGUCUCAAAGAAGGUUGUGGUGCGAGUGGACAACCUGGUGAAAUGGACCUGUUCGGAGCCACCCGAGUGGAAGCAGAACGCCACGAAAAUCGGCGACCUCCACGUGCUCAAAGGUUCCCCCUGUAUAACCGAUCAACAGGAAGUGAAAGCCAAGGAUGAUGUUUCAGGAGUUCAGCACAGGGUCAAGGUGCUCAGUUACCCGCAGUACUGCCGCUUUCGCUCCCUUCAGAAACGGAUCCAGGACCGCGCGGGCUGGUCCACUCCGCAAGACCCCCACCUCCUGGCCUUGGGCUGGAUCAAAAUGACGCUACACAACACCCGAGUCCUGUACUGCAGAGACACCUUCAGCCAUCCCAGUCUGGGCACCAACCCGAGUUUAACGCCCGAGUUUGGAUGCCUUUCUGUGAGCCUGAAGGGACGGCCUCGGAAAAGACGAGGCAGAGACGGCGAGGGACUCGAUCAGCAAAGCCUCAACCACUCCGAGUCAUGGGGAGAGAGAACCAAGGAGAACGUCAUGAGCAACGUGGAGACGAUGGCGGGAAGCUGGCUUCCUCAUCCUGAAGAGAAGAUCUUCCUGGAUCAGCUGUAUCUCUUCAUGGAGCGGAGAGGAUCCCCCAUCUGCAAGGUUCCCAACCUCGGCUUCAAAAAGAUUGAUCUCUUCCUGAUGUACUCGGUUGUCAACAAGCUGGGGGGAUAUGAGGCGGUGACGUCUCGGCGCAUGUGGAAAGCGGUCUACAACGAGCUAGGCGGAAGUCCAGGCAGUACCAGCGCUGCCACCUGCACCAGGAGACAUUAUGAAAAGUUGAUGCUGCCGUACGAGCAGCACAUAAGGGGAGGAAAUCAACAGCAGCUCAGCAAACCCAAACCUCCAGCAGCUUCAGUGACGUCCAUCAGAAAGCCUGUGCGCGGGAGACUCCCGGGCGCUCAGAGGAAGAACGGGAUCACCGGUCGGACACCACAAGAUGGCGUCGGUGUACGGAAAAGAGGGCGACCUCCUGGCAAACGGAACGUUAAAGUUUUUGUCCGAGGCAGAGUUGGUAGACCCCCGUCUCAUCCUAAACCUUCAAGUGAGAAGGUAGUGAGUAAAGUCGCCAGCCCGAUCUCCGUCAUCCAGGAGCUAAGGAUUUCUCCAGCACCCACAACUGCUACCACUACGCCCCAUCUACCUAAAGAUGAGGAAGAUAAGACGAUAAAGCAGGAGAAUGAACCUUCCAGUCCUUGCUUAACGUCUGGCCAAUCCAAGCUGCAGAUUGGGGGCUCUCUAGAAGGCUUCAGCCCGACUAAGGGGAUGUGUCCCCUGGACUUCUUCAGAGCUCACUUGGGCCUCAGUGGUGUGAGCAGUUCAGAGACGACACAGGAGGCUUCAAUCACAAGCCAGACCAAUGCUAGGAGUCCAGACACGCCAGAGGAUUUGCAUCACCAGUGUUCUGGGUGCAACUCGACGCAUCCGUCUUGGACUGGAGGCCCAAGAGAGGGCCUGACUGCCAGACCUCAGUUUCCUCCACUUAAGAUCCUCCCAUUGGAUAUCGAUUGUAGUCUUCAGUUGCGGCAGUUGAUGCACACCCGCCUCGGUGCCGCACAUAUGAACACGUUCACCAAACGUCUUUCGGAAGCAUUGGCUCAGGAUCUUAGCAAGACCAACGGUCAUGCUGUGCCGGUUCCCCAGGAGCAGGCUGUUCCUCUCAACCUAAGUAAGAAACCCACAACCAAGAGGUCUUCAGAUGACAUGGAUCCCCAGUGGCAAAGAGACUCUGAGACCAAGCGGCUGAAGAUGGAACCUGUAGACCUUCGUCUCACACUAAAGCAGAACGGAGGGUCUUCAGGACAGACGACGGUCCAGGACGAGCCUGCUGAUCUGAGCUGUCCACGCAGGGCCAGGGCUUUUCAGGACAUGUCUAGCUUGGUCUUGACCGGACCUCAGGAUUCACCUCUAUCUCCAACAUCUGACCUAAAUCCUUCCACAGACUCCGUUUUCCCUUUAAGUCUCGUCUCGUCAUCAGGCACUGCUCUGAAAUGGCAGGAAAACAAUUUAAACGUCGUUGAUCUGAAGUUAGGCGAGACUCCUGAGAGAAUUGUGGUUAAUCAGGCCGCGGAAUCUUGCCCUAAAAGUGAGCAGCUCUCCCAACAUAUUCCUUUUGAGGAUUCCAAGACGAGGGAUUAUAAAGUUCCCUCUCUCAAAGAGUUCCCCAGUUUUUCCAAGCCAUCGCAAAGUUGUUGAUGUGCAGGCAUAAAGGCAUGUCUGUCUGAAGAAAAGUCCAACUUUGUCCUCCUCACUCCUUUUUGUACGUACACUCACUGGACACUAUCGCCGUUCCUCUGUUUAUUUAUGUAAUUACAUAAAUCAGCCAAUCUUGGAGCAGAAUCGCUCUAUGAAACGUCAAAAUCAAACAUCAGCACGGAAUCCGUUUUGGACAAACGUGUCCACUAGGUAGCCUCAGAGUUCUGCUCUUCACUAUAAUGAGAGGAACCAGACGUCAUCCGCUGUUGUAGCUCAACCGCUUCGACUUCAGUGUUGAUGAUUUUCUGCUCAUCACGGCUCUACACAGUGGUUACUUAAGGUUCUGUACCUCAAACCAGUCAGUCCAGUUCUUCUCAGACCUCUCUCAACAUUAAUAUAUUCCAUUGCCACUACCUGAUUGGCUGAUUCGGAUCAUCAGCGUUAAUGAGCAGGAGUACGGGUGUUCCUGUAAAAGUGACCAGUCGGUGGACAGUCCUGCUUUUUUUUUUUUUUUUUUUUUUUUUUUGCCCAAGCAUCUAAAACACUACUACUGUACU